AUGAAGCUGAUACGUGUCAUCUCCCCCACCGGUUCUGUCUUAUCUUCAAACCCCCCACCCCCCACCCGGUUUCUCAUCCACUCAUUUUCUAGGUUAUCUAAUCUGAUUUCCACCCUUCUAUUCUUUGGCUCCACCCAUUUCUUUUGUUUUGAUCGGCCAAGAGGGAAGACGAACACAACACAGAAGUUAGGGAAAAGAGAAAUCGGGGCAAGUUGGUGCCCUUCAGCCUCACCAUUUUCUUCACUGUUUCUCUGUAAAAAAUCAUCGUCUUCAUGGGAUGCCAAUUAUUUGGGUCCGGCUAAAACUGUUCGGAUCACCGACAUCACCUUCCAAUUAGAGGGAAAUGGAAUCGAAAGAUCAUUUGAACAAGUUCAAAGUCGGCUCAGUUCCGACGUUGUACUACAUACCGACUUCAUCUCCGAUUCCGAUCAAAAACUACUCCUAAAUCAGAUUUACACAACUCCGGUUUCAAAAUGGAAGUCUCUGAAAAACAGGAGAUUGCAAAAUUAGGGAGGGAUUGUCCAUGAAUAAGGUCCUUUGCCUUAAGAUUUACCACCAUUGUUGACAAAAAUUAUAGAAAAAAUCAAGGAGGAGUUGUGUUUGUUUCCUUCUGUAAUCAAUCAUGUCCUCAUCAAUGAGUAUCUUCCAAAUCAAGGCAUAAUGCCCCACUAAGAUGGGCCCGCAUAUUUUCCGG
Messenger RNA from Lactuca saligna, 694 nucleotides. The record is from the annotation of a GenBank genome assembly. NCBI's taxonomy places the organism in Eukaryota, Viridiplantae, Streptophyta, Magnoliopsida, Asterales, Asteraceae.